AAUCCAAAUAAGAGAAAAGGGUUGGAGGAGAAGAGGAGAGAAGAGAAGAUAAGGGAUAAAAAAGCAGCAUGAAUGAAUGAGAUAAGAAGCAAGGAAGCAACGUGACCAACGAAUCACAGUGACAUGAUGGCCCUUUGUUCCUCACUCUCACUUUCAUCUCUUCCUCCAUUCUCCAACCUCACUUCUUCUAAGUCCUCAUCUCCCAACUUGCAAGCCAUCUUCACAAAGAGCUCUUCAAGAAGAAGAAGAACAACUUUCUUGUUGAAUGCUGGUUUUGCUGAGAUUGAACCUGACCUCAAUGAAGACCCUAUAGACCAAUUCCGCACUAAUGGCAUCAGCCCUGAAGAGUUCCAAUAUGGAAUCUAUGAUGACCACCACACUUUCUAUGAAGGAGAAGCAGAACUCAAAGGAGUAUUUUGGAGUGCCAUUGCUGAAGAGAUUGCAGCAGCAGAACCCCCCACAGGAUUCCAAGGGCUUAUUUCAUGGCUGUUCCCACCAGCUAUUGCUGCCGGAUUCUUCUUCAAUGUUCCGGGGGAGUACUUAUACAUAGGAGCAGGUAUAUUUACAAUCAUAUUCUGCAUAAUCGAGAUGGAUAAGCCGGAUAAGCCUCACCACUUUGAACCUCAGAUAUAUAAUAUGGAGAGGGGAGCUAGAGAUAAGUUGAUCAAUGACUAUAACACCAUGGACAUUUGGGAUUUCAAUGAGAAAUAUGGAGAUCUUUGGGAUUUUACUAUCAAAAAGGAUGAUACAGGAAGAUAGAGAUAACAGAUAAUCAUUCUAAUAUAUUGAGGGUGAGGCUUGCCAACCCUUUUAAUUUUGUUCUUCUCUCUUCACUAUUUUAUUUAAUCAAUAGGUUUGAUUAUGUAUAUAUAUUCCUUAUUGUUAUCUUAUAAAAAAUUUCGUAAAGGUCACUUUGGGUCUUGUAAUUUGUAAUUUGUAAAUAAUGCUUUUAAUAUGAAAUAAAUUCUCAUAGUGGUCUCUGGAUUCACAACUUUUACUAUUUUAGCCUUUUAAAUUCAAAAAUUGUUAUAUUGAUAUCCAGCUCUAGGUACUAUAUUGGUCUUUAGACUCUUUUCAGUGUUGAGUCAAUGAACAGAAUAUUAAGCUAGUUUUGACUUGUCACACUAAACAUAGGACUAAAUGACAUCAUUUUGUUUUCGCUCUUGAACAAGCAUGCAAAAACGAAAUUAUUUUGGAGAAUGAGAAGGAAAAAAAACGGUUUGUACAUCAUGUAAAUUGUUAUUCGUCUUCUCAAUUUUGUCUUGUUUAACUACCAAAAUGAAACGACGUCGUUUAGUCCUAUGUCAAGCUUGACAAGUUAGAAUCAGCUCAGCAUUUCAUUUGUUGACUCAAUGCUAGAAAGGGUCUAAAAACAAAUAUGAUCCUAGAAUUGGAUCUCGACAACCAAUAUAGUGAAUUUUGAAUUUAUUAAAGGAUUAAAAUGGUGAACACUAUGAAUCUGAAGGACUACUUUGAGAAUUUAAUCUUUAAUAUGUUCAUCAUUUUUCUGUAAGAGAAUGUUUGGUUUGAGUGUGUAAAAGUGGAAUAAAA
Arachis stenosperma is the source of this 1551-nucleotide messenger RNA. RefSeq names its product photosynthetic NDH subunit of subcomplex B 5, chloroplastic. The record is from RefSeq and is a predicted model, not a curated record. Gene Ontology annotation, biological process: response to oxidative stress. The transcript is spliced from 4 exons. Gene Ontology annotation, cellular component: chloroplast. Lineage: Eukaryota; Viridiplantae; Streptophyta; Magnoliopsida; Fabales; Fabaceae. Bases 124 to 759 code for a protein of 211 amino acids.